AUGAGCAGAAAAAUACACACCGACAACUCAACGAUAGUGUGGCAGAUUUCGAACCAAAGUCUAGUUAAACUAGACAUAGGAGGAACAGUAUUUAAAUGCUACCGUGAGACCUUGUACUCCUUUCCAGAAUCAAAGCUUGCUCGCUUGCAAGAGGAUGACUUGGUACUCGAGACCAGUACGGACAGGAAUGAAUACUUCUUUGACAGAAAUCCAGUCUUUUUCAAUAUCAUACUGGACGCGUACAGAAAAGGUGUUGUCCAUCUGCAGAAAGACAUAUGCGGGUUGGAUUUUAAGAAAGAACUGGAUUUUUGGGAAAUUUCUCCGGGCCAUGUUGCCCCGUGUUGCUGGGAAGCCUAUUACAGGGGUCAGUCCGAAGAAGAUACCAUGACACGCCUGAUGGAAAACUACAGGGAAAACACGAACAUCUGGGCAGUGUUUAUGUCAUUUAUUGUGGUAAUAUCGACGGUUUUACUGUGCAUCGCAACCUUGCCCAUCGCAUUUGACAAGAGUUCUGAAGAGGAUGAUAAAAUUCUCCAACGAAUGGUAGAUAUUUUCGGCUUUAAAAAUCAAACGGGGAAAAAGUUGAAAGAUUUGAAAUGGAAUGAUGCAUUCUUAACAACUGAAUAUUCAUAUAACGAGAAAAUGAACAACGCAUUUAGCGCAAUGUACUGGGCGUUGAUCACCAUGACAACAGUCGGAUACGGAAAUUACGUACCGGAAACAGUAUUAGGCCACGUAAUUGCUUGCGCAUGCGCAGUGUGUGGUGUUAUUAUUUUGGCUCUGCCAAUUGGGGUUAUUUCGUCAAAUUUUUACAGGUUUUAUAAUUAUCACAAAUAUGCAGAGAGACGCUUGACCGAGUAUGGAGCUCAUCUUAAAGGAAAAGUAUAUCCGUAUCAUUCCAAACGAUCGACUACAGCAAUGUAG
Molecule: messenger RNA, 924 nt
Organism: Mya arenaria
Lineage: Eukaryota; Metazoa; Mollusca; Bivalvia; Myida; Myidae
Product: potassium voltage-gated channel subfamily B member 1-like
Exons: 4
Coding region: 1-924 (307 amino acids)
Biological process (GO): potassium ion transmembrane transport; protein homooligomerization
Cellular component (GO): voltage-gated potassium channel complex
Molecular function (GO): voltage-gated potassium channel activity; protein binding
Source: RefSeq, a predicted model, not a curated record